UAGAUAAAAAGUCCACUGCCCGCUCCCGGUCUUGGUGCCCAGUCAGCGGCUCCACUGUUAAUAUGUAAACGGUACGAUGAUUGAAGACUGAAGGCAGUUUCCCCGGCUGUGCCCUGAACCCGGGCCUCGCGCCAUUGGCCGCCAGCUCAAGCGGCCAAACAACCAAUGGGAGGGCGCCGACCACGAGCCGUCCUCCCUUGGGCCGCGUGUCCCUCGCCCUGAUUGGUGGAAAGUUACUGUGGGAAAGAAAGUUUGGGAAGUUUCACACGAGCCGUUCGCGUGCAGUGCGAGAUAUAAAUACAAGCCACACGCGGAGAGCCCAACAGAGAGACUCUGCAUCCGCUCCUGAUAAGUGCUGCUGCUGUUGCUGCGCAUCACUCUUACGGAUUUAACGCACAUCUCAGGAUAUUUUUGAGAGAAGGACGUCUCGAAACAUUCGUCGUCCUUUACCCUCUCAUCUUUGGAUCGUAAUUUUGUGCUUUUGUGGGAUAUUUCCGAUCAAAAAGAUGCCUGCCGACAUGAUGGAAAAAUCAUCCUCCUCUCCGGUUGCUGCCACCCCGGCAAGCAUGAACACAACUCCCGAUAAACCCAAGACAGCCUCUGAGCACCGAAAGUCAUCUAAGCCCAUUAUGGAAAAGAGAAGAAGAGCCAGAAUCAAUGAGAGCCUGGGACAACUGAAAACUCUCAUCCUGGAUGCACUCAAAAAAGAUAGCUCCAGACAUUCAAAACUUGAGAAGGCGGACAUCCUGGAGAUGACGGUGAAGCAUCUGCGGAACCUCCAGAGAGCUCAGAUGACCGCUGCUCUGAACACUGACCCCACUGUUCUGGGAAAAUAUCGGGCCGGUUUCAGCGAGUGCAUGAAUGAAGUCACUCGGUUCUUAUCCACCUGCGAAGGUGUCAACACCGAGGUGAGGACGCGGCUCCUCGGACACUUGGCUAGCUGCGUGACCCAGAUCAACGCUAUGAACUACCCCAGCCAGCAUCAGCACCAGCACCAGCUGCCAUCCAGCACCGGACCGACCCACCCUUCCUUCGGCCAGUCAAUGGUGCAGAUCCCCAACUCGUCCCCGCAGGUCCUGCCCAUGAACGCGGUGUCUUGUAAAGGAGGCUCCUCGCCGGCUAGUUUACCUUCAGAUGCCACCAAAGUGUACGGCGGUUUUCAGAUCGUGCCUGCCACAGACGGACAGUUUGCAUUCCUCAUACCCAACGCUGCAUUUGCGCCAAACGGCCCCGUUAUCCCCGUGUAUGCCAACAACGUCAGCACGCCGGUGCCUGUACCGGCUGCGGUUUCCCCCGGAGCCCCAUCGGGCAACUCGGACUCAGUGUGGAGACCCUGGUGAACAGUGGGGAAAAAAGGACCAUAAAGACUUUGAAAUGACACUUAAUAGUUCUCUCUUUGUUUAAUGUUAGAAAGUUGUUUUUGAAUUUGUUUUUUUUCCUUGUAAAAUGGAGAGAGUAUGCACUAUAUUUGUACAGCUAACAAGGGAGUAAAGUUCAUAUUGAAAUGAGAUCUGUAUUGUGGAAGUCCGUUCACUGCUUUUUUUUAUAUAUUUGAGUUGUCUUUUUUACUGUGUGAUGCCAAAGAUAUGUUCAAUGCUCUUAUGAUGUUCUUCGUUUUGGAAGACGAAUAAAUUUGUAAAGAUAUUAAAAACACUCACUUGA
Notolabrus celidotus (New Zealand spotty) is the source of this 1662-nucleotide messenger RNA. It is a transcript of the gene hes1, whose product is annotated as hairy-related 6. The record is from RefSeq and is a predicted model, not a curated record. Gene Ontology annotation, cellular component: nucleus. Lineage: Eukaryota; Metazoa; Chordata; Actinopteri; Labriformes; Labridae. The transcript is spliced from 4 exons. Gene Ontology annotation, molecular function: RNA polymerase II cis-regulatory region sequence-specific DNA binding; DNA-binding transcription factor activity, RNA polymerase II-specific; protein dimerization activity. The coding region runs from base 507 to 1340 and encodes 277 amino acids. Gene Ontology annotation, biological process: anterior/posterior pattern specification; regulation of neurogenesis; regulation of transcription by RNA polymerase II.